Hepatospora eriocheir is the source of this 756-nucleotide messenger RNA. Lineage: Eukaryota; Fungi; Microsporidia; Hepatosporidae. The record is from the annotation of a GenBank genome assembly.
AUGAAUUUAUACAUAUUUUUAAAGAAUAAUCAUAAAUUAAACUUAGUUAAAUUUCCUUUUAUAGAAGACAUUCGUUUUAGUAAAAUAAUAAAGUAUGAGGAGGAAUCAAAAAGAAUCAGUCAACUUAUAAAGAGACAUUUAAACGAAAUCUUAUUAUUUUAUAAGAAAUUUGAUAAACAGGAUGUUGUGUUUUCUUUUGAAAUUUUAGAUGGUUACUUUGAAGGAAAACCUUUACUUUAUUUGGAAACAAAAUUGAAUCAGUUGAUAUCUAAUUUUCACUCUUAUAAAACCAAUAUUGAAGAUUUAAAAUCAAAACCCGUUUUUAAUGAAACCAAAUACAAAUUCAUUAAGUUUGUAUAUUUUUUGGUUAAAAAAGAAAAUUUAAAAUUUUUUAAUAAGCAUUCUAAAAAUAUCAUUGAUGCUUCUACUAUUGAAAGUUAUAAAAUUGUUGAUGGUGGUGAAGUGUUUAGAAUGGUUGUAAAUAAGAAUGAUGAUGGUUUACUAUUGGAUAUUUUAAAAGAAAAAUUUGAUAUAAUGAAAGUUGAUGAAUUUUAUGGCCAAAUUCCAAAUUAUACUUUUGAAUUAAAAAGUUUGAUAAAAGAACUUCAAGUUUUAUACUUACAUGCUAAAUUUUAUGAAGGUUAUAUUGAAGCAGUGCAUACUUAUGGACUACCGGUUGAUUAUUUUUAUUUAGUAAGUAAAGAUUUAAAGAAAAAAUAUAAAACAGAUGAUGUGAUUUCAAUUAAUUUUGAAUAA